Scheffersomyces coipomensis is the source of this 2631-nucleotide messenger RNA. Its product is annotated as DEAH-box RNA-dependent ATPase. The transcript has a single exon. Gene Ontology annotation, cellular component: catalytic step 2 spliceosome; intracellular anatomical structure. NCBI's taxonomy places the organism in Eukaryota, Fungi, Ascomycota, Pichiomycetes, Serinales, Debaryomycetaceae. The record is from RefSeq and is a predicted model, not a curated record. Gene Ontology annotation, molecular function: ATP hydrolysis activity; helicase activity; RNA binding. The coding region runs from base 77 to 2557 and encodes 826 amino acids.
UUGUUUUGAUUUAUUCAUUUGCACCAAAUUGAACUUUUGAAAAGUUUCAUUAUCUCAUCCAACUUACAACUAAGAUAUGUCAAGUAUACAGACAGGGAGAGGGAAACGAAGGAGGAAGUUUGAAGAUGAAGUAGACAGUCAUAGUGAAAAUGAAGAAGAAAUUGUCGUUGAAGACCAUAAACCAGAACUCACCCCAGAUAAACUAAAAGAACCAAAAGAUACAUAUAUCCCACAACCCCAGAAACAACAGGAACAACCAAGUCGGAGUAAAUACAUUGAUGAAGAAGAUAUAUCUUCAAAUGAUAAACGACGGAAAUUUGACUUGCUACAUCAAAAAGAUACCAGCACCACUUCAAGAAACCAUAAACGAAAUGAUCAUAAUCAAUGGGAAUUAGAACAAUAUCAAAAAGCUCAACAAAUCAUGAAUACCACCAAAAUCACUAAGGAUGAUUUGGAUAAGGUUAAUCUCCCUGACAAUGAUAAAUACGAAUAUGUGUUUGAUGAUUCCCAAUAUGUUAACUUUAAUGAGAUUGAAGAAGAUGAUGAAUUAAAAGGUGAUGAUCAACCACAGAAACCUGAUCUUAUCGAGAAAGAGAGAAUAUCAAUAGCAGAAGUACGUCAAUCCUUACCAGUUUAUAAAUUUCGAUCCCAUUUCCUUGAAGCUAUGGAUAAGAAUCAAGUACUUAUUGUCGUGGGAGAAACAGGGUCAGGUAAGACUACCCAAUUACCUCAGUAUUUAUAUGAGGCAGGAUAUUCUCAAGGUGAUAAGAAUCUAAUCAUUGGAUGUACCCAACCCCGUCGAGUAGCUGCUACAUCUGUGGCCACUAGAGUUGCCCAAGAAAUGAAUGUUAAAUUAGGGAAGGAAGUAGGAUAUUCGGUUAGAUUUGAUGAUAAAUCAAGUAAAGAUACCGUGAUUAAAUAUUUAACCGAUGGGAUGCUUCUUAGAGAAUUUCUUACUGAUUCGAAAUUAUUGAAAUAUAGUGUGAUUAUGAUUGAUGAAGCUCAUGAAAGAACAUUAUCAACCGAGAUUUUAUUAAGUCUUUUAAAAGAUAUCUUAACUACUCGACAUGAUUUAAAAGUUAUAAUUGCAUCAGCUACAAUUAACGCAGAGAAAUUUUCGAAUUAUUUCCAUCAAGCUUCUAUUUUAAAUAUCCCCGGUAGGAGGUUCCCGGUAAAGAUCCAUUAUACCAAGAAUCCAGAAGCGAAUUAUAUCCAAGCGGCCAUAACGACGAUUUUUCAAAUCCAUUUAACUCAACCUUUACCAGGUGAUAUACUUGUGUUUCUUACAGGACAAGAAGAAAUUGAAUCAAUGGAGGAAAGUUUACAAGAAUCAAUUAUUAAAUUAGGUUCAUCAUUAGAAAAUCAUUUACAAGUUUUAAGUAUUUAUUCGAAUUUACCAAUUGAUUUACAAAAAAAGAUUUUUGAACCUACUUUACCUCAUACUAGGAAAGUUAUCUUAGCUACCAAUAUCGCAGAAACAUCAAUCACCAUCGAUGGGAUCCUGUAUGUGAUUGAUCCAGGGUAUGUUAAACAGAAUGUUUAUAAUCCCACUCAAGCCAUGGAAAGUUUAGUGGUUGUUCCAUGUUCAAAAGCAUCGGUUGAUCAAAGAGCAGGGAGAGCCGGUAGAAUUGGACCCGGAAAAUGUUUCCGAUUAUUUACCAAAUGGUCAUAUUAUAAUGAAUUAGAUGCGAAUACUACUCCUGAAAUCUUACGAGUUAAUCUUUCAUCAGUGAUUUUAUUAUUAUUAUCAUUAGGGAUAAAUGAUUUAAUUAAUUUUGAUUUCUUAGAUAAACCAAAUUCAAAACAUAUUAUAAAAUCAUUAGAAUUAUUAUAUUCAUUAGGAUGUAUAAAUUCAAAAGGAUCAUUAACUAAAUUAGGAUUAAAAUUAAGUAAAUUCCCCUUAGAUCCAAUGUUAUCGAAAUGUUUAAUCACCAGUGAGAAAUUCAAUUGUGUUUUGGAAAUCAUCACCAUAAUUUCAAUGUUAGGAGAAUCAUCUACUUUAUUCUAUCGACCUAAGGAUAAGCAGGAAAUAGCGAGUAAGAAACAUGCUAGUUUUGAUUCCCCCUUGGGUGAUCAUUUUAGUUUAUUGAAUGUAUCGCAACAAUGGGAAAAUAGUGAUUUUUCAAAUCAAUGGUGUCAAGAAUAUUUCGUCCAGUAUAAAACUUUACGAAGAGUUAAGAAUGUUCGAGAUCAAUUAAUUAAAUUAUGUCAACGAAAUAAAAUUAAUGUGAAUGAAACCAUAUCGAUUAAUCCAUUAUAUAUUCAAAAAUCAUUAAUUUCAGGAUAUUUCCCUAAUAUAGUUAAAUUAUCAAUGAUGGGUGAUACAUAUAAGAAACUUAAAUCAAGUAAUGUCGCCACACCAUGCUAUAUCCAUCCAUCCUCUUCCAUAUUUAAAAUCAAACCAAUUCCAAAAUUAUUAUUAUAUCAUGAAUUAGUAUUAACCAGUAAGGAAUAUAUGAGGAAUUGUAUGAUUAUAGAUGAGAAAUUGAUUAAAGAAUAUGGAUCUCAUUAUUAUUCACCUCAAGAAUUAGAAUCAUUAUCAAAGACCAAGAAGUAAGUUAGUUAGUAGUUAGGGUUAAUAGGGGAAAAUAUAGACAAUGUACAUUUUUUAUUUUGUGUAACAUUUUUGGC